AUGUCGAGCGGCACCCUCAGUAGCUACUUCGUGGACUUGCUCAUAGGCCCUGACAGCGAGGAAGGGUACGGCGGAAGAGCAGGGGGGGGGGACGGGGGGCGCGAUACCCCCGCUGCAAACUGGAUUCACGCUCGUUCCACCAGAAAAAAGCGUUGCCCUUACACAAAAUUCCAAACUCUGGAACUGGAAAAGGAAUUCCUCUUUAAUAUGUACCUUACCCGAGAACGCCGCUACGAAGUGGCUAGGAUUUUAAACCUCACAGAGAGACAGGUUAAAAUCUGGUUUCAGAACCGAAGAAUGAAGAUGAAAAAAAUGAACAAGGAAAAAGGGAAUAAAGGGGACUAGCACCUUGGGGCAUGUGGGUACUUGUGUUUGUGAAAAUAUUGUGGGAUUUUUCUGAUGAAACAUGCACACGUGCACACACACACAUAUACAUGUACACAUAGCACUGCAGCAAUUCAUUAUUCUUAACAUUAUUUUCCCAGGUGCAUUGGUUCAAACUUGAUCAAAGUUUUUUUUGAAAUGAAAGACAUCAGUGCAUGUGGUCCUUGGUAUUUUAGAACGGAAAGAGAUGUAUGGAAAAGCCUUCUCUGGGCGGAGAACACUAUCGCUAAAAGCCGUUCUCUCUUUCACCUUCCCUUUGGUUUUGAGAUAAAGUGAGUGCAUAUUCUUUGGGGGGAGUUUACCAUUUGAUGUGCUUCAUACAAGUGACUUAAAACACCUCCCUUCCCAAUGUCUUGUCCAGAGUUAAAGCAAAGUUGAGGAGCUACCAAAGAGAGAAUCCCAAAUUAUAAAGCGAGCUGCUUGAAUGGCCUCAGCGCACAAAGCCUGCCCUUCCUCAGAGACAAUCUGGCUGUUCCCCCGUCUCUUGGUUCUGUAUACUUUGUUUUCCAAGACUCUUGCCAGAGAGGAGGAGAAGGAAAAGGAAGAGGAUGGGGAUUAUCAUUAUCAUUAUCAUCAUCGUCAUUAUUAUUAUUUAAGCACGGCUUCCCUUCUUCAGUGCAGUGUAUUAAGAGUGGUACUUGAAACUUUAUUAAUG
This is a messenger RNA of Python bivittatus (Burmese python), 1039 nucleotides long. The record is from RefSeq and is a predicted model, not a curated record. NCBI's taxonomy places the organism in Eukaryota, Metazoa, Chordata, Lepidosauria, Squamata, Pythonidae.